Molecule: messenger RNA, 2111 nt
Organism: Equus quagga
Lineage: Eukaryota; Metazoa; Chordata; Mammalia; Perissodactyla; Equidae
Exons: 6
Coding region: 189-746 (185 amino acids)
Source: RefSeq, a predicted model, not a curated record
CAAAGCCUUAGGAUUGAUCUUUGGCAGGAUCUCAUCUUCAGUAGCUUCAUUUAAGAAGCACAUUACUUUGGGUGGUAGAGGGAGGAGGAGGUGCGGUGUGGUUGAAGGUCUCGGGUGCUGGCGGGUCUCCCGGCCUUUCUGUGCCAGUGGGGAUUGGUGUUGCCCUCUUUUUGCUUUAGUCUAUCCUCAUGGAUUUCCUGCCUCAAGAGAAACUCAUCUUCCUCUGUGGAUUCAAUCACUUCUGCUUUGCUGCAAGCCCCAGGCAGAGUGAGAAGUUUCACUUUUUGAUCUCUCUGUGUGUGUGUGGGGUCAUUAGAAGAGUCCUGGACUUGAAAAGUGAGCUGCCUGCAAGCUGCCAAGUGGCAAAGGAUCCAGGAAAAGGCACAAGACUGGAAAGUGCUACCCAGCAAUCUGUGUAUUCUGCACUUAACAAGGGCAACUGUGUCCCAGGAGGAUCAUCAGAGGGGGUUGGAGGACCUCUGGUCAAGAAAGGAUCCGGGUGGAGCCAGGCUUUGGGACACUGCCCAUGUGGCAAGUCAGAGCUGGAUGGAGCUGAACCCCAUCAUCAUGGCCUCACUCAGAGCAGUGAAAUGAAAGGAGAUGGGAGUUUGAAUUCUAGCUCUGCUGUGCGGCCAUGGAUGCCUAGUUCUUCCUGGCCACCCAGCUGGGUCUCAACAUGGGCUUCGGAGGAGACUGAACUUGGUUUGAAUGAUUGCUUCUGCCACCUGACAGUUGUGUGGCCUUAGGCUACUUAUGGAAUCUCCCCAUGCCUCAGUUUCCUCCUUUGCAAAGUAGGGAUAACAAUACCACCCUCAUGACUUUGCUGUGGGGAUGGAGAGAAGAAGAGUGGAAACGUGUCCCGCACAGCACGUGACGGGCAGUCAACCGUCAGCACACGUGAGUUCCCGGCCCCCCUGAGCCACACUGAGGUCUUGGGGGCUGAACGGAUUCUCUCCCCUUAGGAGGUCCUGCAUUUUAAAGAGGACACUGUGGCUGCCUGAUAAAACGCCAUAAAUUGACUGGGGUGAAACUUCGGAGGAAGCAGUGGGGUGGAGGAAAGAGAGAUUUUGGGGCAGGAAAUGGCCUUCCUUUACGUCUGAAAUCAUACCACCUCGACUAGCAGUUCUCAGCCUAAAAGCUGUGACACACUGAUGUGCUACCAGUGGUUAUAGGAUGUGUCACAAACAAAUAUGUUACUAAUAAUAAAGUGCCACAGUUUUCAAAUAAUCCCCCCCAUCUUUUGCAAAUUAGAGGGCAUUCAAGGUCAUCCCCAUCAUAUCGUCAUACCCGCUCACAUUCCUAUGUGAUUUCUUGAGUGGGAUAGGAAAGGGUGCACCCUGGAAUUGAGCCCAACCUGGCCUUGCCUGGGCACGGAUGUCUGUAGUCACGCGCGGCCUGGUGGAAGUAACAGUUGCAAGUCACUGACUUGAACAAAUGUGAAGCUCUUGAGAAAUUUAGAAGCACUAGGUACGCUGCAGAGUGAGAGAAGAGAAGGAACCACUGCCUUCUGCAACAACGUGGUCGCCUCUGAAGACAGAAUACCAUGCAAGCAGCCGGAUGCGAAGGGGCACCAGAGGCACGGUUCCACCCUCAUGAAGCUCGCUACAGGCCUGACUGACGACGGCAGCAGUCAGAACAAUGUCACCUUCGGGGUGGGGGGAUUGGCUGGCAAGAGGCAUGUGGAGCCUUCUGGGGCACUGGAAAUAUUCCAUGUCUUGAUCUUGAUGGUGGUUACAUGGUGUUAUGGAUUGAAUGUGUCCCCUCAAAACGCACGUGUUGAAACUCUACCCCCUGGAGUAUUAGGAGGUGGGGCCUUUGGGAGGUGAUUAGGAUUAGACGAGGUCGUGAGGGUGGGGCCCUCAGGAUGGGAUUAGUGCCCUCAUGGACGUCACGGGAGAGCUUGCUUCCCCCGUCCCUGCCCUCCUCCACUGGGGCGCACUUGGAGAGGUGGGCUCCGAAACCCAGAAGGCCUCACCAGAAGCCCGCUGUGCUGCAUCCCAUCUCAGGCUUGUUUAUAAGCCACCAGUCUACAGUGUUCUGUUAUAGCAGCCCGAAUGGCCUAAGUCAAUGGGUACAGAACCGUGAAGUUUUACUCUUAAGAUCUGUGUUUU